CUUUUUCCUCCUCUCAGCACUUUGAUUAUUUAGGGUUCCUCAGUCGUUUUCUGUACACAACAUGUCUGGACCAAUGCCACCGGGUUGGGAAGCCCGUCAAACGGAUACAGGUCGCUAUUAUUUCAUAGACCACAAUACCAAGCGAACCACAUGGGAGGAUCCUCGUUUGCAGGCACCUGGACAAAAUCCAUACGGUCCACCUCAAGGGUCGCCUUACAGUGGUUACAAUAGUCCGUCGGCCGCUCCAGCUCAGUCGCCGUACCCGCCUCAAUCAUCGCCUUACCCGCCUCAGUCGGCGCCUUAUCCUCCUCAAUCGGCGCCUUAUCCACCGCAACCGUCGGCGUAUCCCCCGCAAUCGUCACCAUACCCGCCUCAGGCAAGCCCAUACCCGCCUCAACCUUCGGCUUAUCCAGCGACUUCUUCGCCUUAUCCACCUAGUUCGUCGCCUUAUCCCCCCAGUUCGUCGCCUUACCCACCGCCACCAAGCCAGUCACCUUACGGCAGCAACCAGGGCAGUCCUUAUCCCCCACCUCCUUCCCAAGACCAGCAGCGAGGUUAUGGAGGUGGUGAAAAUUCAAGUUACGGCAAACCUUACGGUCAGCAGCCUUACCCUCCUCCACCUUCUCAAGGUGGCGCUUAUUCUCCUGCUCCUCCUGUGCCGCAACCACCAUCGGGUUAUGGAAACAAUAAUGGAUAUCAACCUCCACCAUCACAGCAACAGCAACAGCAGCAACGUGUCACAAGUCCUUACGGUGGCUAUCCACCUCAGCAACAACAAGGAUAUCCUCCUCAAGGGUAUCCCCCUGCUCCAGGCGCUCCCGCUCAGAAACACAGCGGUAUGUCGACUGGUAUGAAAGUUGCUGGAGCCGCUGCAGCCGCCGGUUUAGCUGGUUACGCUAUUAGUGAGUUUGUGGAGCAUGAACAUGAACAAAGCGAACGUUUGGACCGAUUGGAAGAACAGCAACGUCAAGAACAAAUGCGCGAAUCUCAGAACAAUUAUGGUGGCGGUUACGGACAACCCGCCGAGUAUGGUCAACAACCUGAAUAUGGCGCUCCACCAAUGGAUGGCGGCGAUACCUCCACCACCAUUAUCAGAGAAGACGGUGGUUGGUUUGGCCAUGACAAAGAAACCAUUAUCCAGCAAAAUGAAUAUGGCGGAACGACGGUGGUUGAACGUGAAGACGGUUGGUUUGGUGACGAUGUCACCAUCACUCAAACAGACGCAUAUGGAAAUACCACGGUCGAAGAGGAAGAUUCGGGAUGGUUCUAAAGAUCUACCUACCUUUUUUUUUUCCUUUUUCCUUUUUCUUUUUUUCCCAUCCUCCAUUUGGUUGUCGCACCUUUAUCAAAAACGAAGUAAUGCCCUGAUUUUUCCAAAUAGUGAAAAAAAAAUACACAAAAAUGUGAUUCUUGUUGUGUAAUAACCGGAGUUCAUUCACCGAGUUAAAAAUAGAAGUUGUUCGUGAUUUUCCAUUAUCAUCGUGUCAAUAUCAGAUAACGUAGUGUA
Radiomyces spectabilis is the source of this 1507-nucleotide messenger RNA. RefSeq lists its product as uncharacterized. The coding region runs from base 62 to 1270 and encodes 402 amino acids. Gene Ontology annotation, molecular function: protein binding. The record is from RefSeq and is a predicted model, not a curated record. Lineage: Eukaryota; Fungi; Mucoromycota; Mucoromycetes; Mucorales; Radiomycetaceae. The transcript has 6 exons.